Aureobasidium subglaciale EXF-2481 is the source of this 5463-nucleotide messenger RNA. RefSeq lists its product as uncharacterized. Gene Ontology annotation, biological process: chromatin remodeling. The record is from RefSeq and is a predicted model, not a curated record. Gene Ontology annotation, cellular component: nucleus. Lineage: Eukaryota; Fungi; Ascomycota; Dothideomycetes; Dothideales; Saccotheciaceae. The transcript has 5 exons. Gene Ontology annotation, molecular function: DNA binding; histone demethylase activity. The coding region runs from base 337 to 5463 and encodes 1708 amino acids.
UUCAGAAGUGCCAACUCUUAUCCGAAUCUACAGUCUUUAGGGCGAAGCGCAGUUCUCAUGCUCACCGAUGCGAACAAAACAGUGACCCCAGUUCGUUACUAGCCAAGCCAAAUCUGCGCCUUCCUUGUGCGUUGCGCCUACAUAUCAGAUUCGCUCCGCUCCGUUCGCCCUCUCCAGAUUCGCUCCACAGUCGAAUGGACAGCUGCUGCCACCCUUUUACCAUCCUUGCCGCUCCUUAAUACCAUCACCCACGACUUCGAGUACUCCCACCGUCGAGUCGCCUAACAUCAGCUUCAUUGCAAGCACUACAAUAAUCACCCCUACCAACCCUCGCGAAUGGUCGUCCCUCCAAGCAGCGGAGGGGCUGCUGCCUCUUCAGCAAAUCGCCCGCUGUCGACCGCCAAUAAUGGCACUUCUUCCAAGUCCAAAUCAGCUGCACAUACGCCGAGUCUUGCCGUCGGUAAUGCAUCCAUGCCCCUCAGCGCAAGACGCUCCGAACCUUUGGACUUGAAUACCGUAGAACGAAGAGGACAGCCGAAUGCUGCACCUGAGAUCACCAAGCGGAACAGACUACAUGGAAUCCUCGAGGGACCUACUUUCCGACCAACUGCAGAAGAGUUUCGCGAUCCUAUGGAAUACAUGCGCAAGAUCGAACCCGAAGGUCGAAAAUAUGGCAUUGCAAAAAUCAUUCCUCCCGAUGGCUGGGAAAUGCCUUUUGCCAUCGACACAUCACGGUUCCACUUCCGUGUGCGACGUCAGGAGUUGAACUCUGUCGAGGGAGGAACACGCGCAAAUCUGAACUAUCUGGAUCAACUCUCUAAAUUCCAUAGGCAACAUGGGACUAAUCUCAACCGCUUCCCCAGUGUAGACAAACGGCCUUUGGAUCUUUACAAGCUGAAAAAAGCCGUCGAAGCCAGAGGAGGCUUUGAAAGAGUGUGCAAGUUGAAGAAAUGGGCCGAAAUUGGUCGUGAUCUCGGAUAUAGUGGAAAGAUCAUGUCCAGCCUCUCAACGUCACUCAAAAAUUCUUAUCAGAAAUGGCUUCAGCCGUACGAGGAUUACUUGCGUGUCGCGAAACCAGGUGUUCAGCAUCAACUGGAGCUGGAAAACGGUGGUCCAUUCACUCCUUCUCCGGGUACUUCGCCUCUCAAGAAGUCGCAGAAUAACACUCCAAACGGCGAAAGCACCCCAGCUAUGCGUGCCUCUGCCGCUCUGAAUGCUUCUUUGGACGCCGGCAUUCCUGUGCCACAGCAAACGCCUAUCAAGCCGGCUCCUCCGGCUCCAUCGCCCGCUCCUAUGCAAGGUUUUACGCCGGUCAAUGGAGGAUUUACAUCAGUCAACCGUCCAUCAGGAUUUACUCCCGUCAAUGGACCUAACGGGGUGCAUGCGACUCCUGAGAAUCCACGUUCGGUACCGAGAUCUACUAUGGAUAGUCCUCAGCUUCUCGAGAUCAAUACGCCAAACUUCGAACCUACCAAUUCUGCAAAACGUGCUCUAAGCGACAGUGCUGAGAAGGAUGCAAAUGGAGAUCUAGACGCCUCAGGAAGACGAAGCAAGAGAUUGAAGAGAGAACCGGCUCCCACAGUAGCGGGAUCGCACAUGCACCAACCUAGAACGUCAACGCCAAGAUUUGUGCCAGCCCGGGAACGCAGUAACUUCCCCCCAGGCGAAGCGUGUGAAACAUGCGCAAAGCCUGAGGACCCUGGACUCCUUCUGAUAUGCGACAGUUGCGAUUGUGGCUACCAUGGCGCAUGUCUCGAGCCUCCUGUCAAGAUGCAACAACCCGAAAAUGAUUGGCAUUGUCCUCGUUGCCUUGUUGGUACAGGAGAGUUUGGAUUUGAAGAGGGCGAAGUGUAUUCUCUGCGAGCGUUCCAAGAAAGAGCCAACAGAUUCAAGGAGAAUCAUUUCACCGACAAAAUGCCAUUCGACCCAAUUCUCAACAAGAGAAGAGCUGUCAAUGAGGAUGAUGUUGAGCGCGAGUUCUGGAGGCUCGUAGAAAACAUUACUGAGACGGUUGAGGUCGAAUAUGGUGCUGACAUCCAUUCGACCACUCACGGAAGUGGUUUCCCUACCAUCGAAAAACAGCCUCGUGACCCUUACUCGACAGAUCCCUGGAACCUGAAUGUCUUGCCUCUCUACGGCGAGUCUCUGUUCAAACACAUCAAGACUGACAUAUCCGGCAUGACCGUCCCAUGGCUCUAUGUCGGCAUGGUGUUCUCCACUUUCUGCUGGCACAACGAGGACCAUUAUGCUUACUCGGCCAACUAUCAGCACUUUGGUGCUACCAAGACAUGGUAUGGUGUUCCUGGAGAGGAUGCUGAGAAGUUCGAGAACGCAAUGCGAGAAGCUGUGCCGGAGCUCUUCGAGACGCAACCAGAUCUUCUGUUUCAACUAGUGACUUUGAUGCCACCAGAGAAGCUACAGAAAGCUGGUGUGCGGGUCUACGCGAUCGACCAGCGUGCAGGCCAGAUGGUCGUUACUUUCCCUCAAGCGUACCAUGCAGGCUUCAAUCACGGGUUCAACCUCAACGAGGCUGUCAAUUUCGCGCCGGUCGACUGGGAGCCUUUCGGCGAAAGCGGUGUACAAAGACUCCGUGACUAUCGUCGACAGCCGUGCUUCUCGCACGACGAGCUGUUGUUGACAGCUGCAUCCCGUGACACGACGAUCAACACCGCAAAGUGGCUUGCGCCGGCUCUGGAAAGGCUGCUGGAGAAGGAAAUGGCCGCUCGCAAAAAUUUCCUCGAACAGCCAGAUAACGCAGAACCUACAGACGACACUUACCAAGGUGACAGAUACACCAACAAGCCUGAGAUUUUCACAGAGGACAUGGAUGAAGAGGAAUACGUUUGCAGCUUCUGCAAAUGUUACAGCUUCCUCUCGCGAUACGUGUGUCAAAAGUCGGGUAAGGUGAUGUGUCUACUGCAUGCAGGCGCGUACGAAUGCUGUGACUCGAAGGAAUCGGACCGAUACGCUAGCCCAAACCACGACCAUGUGCUCUCCCUCCGUAUGACAGACAAAGAGCUUAGGUCGAUGGUUCAAAAGGUCGUGGACAAAUCUAAACUUCCCGAGGCUUGGGCACAGAAAGUUGACGACUACCUUGGUCAAGAGCCUCGCCCAUCGCUCAAAAUCCUGCGCUCCCUGCUCAAUGAGGGCGAGAAGAUUCCCUUUGAUAUCCCGCAACUCGCAGAUCUGAGGCGCUAUGUCGAGCGUUGCAAUGAAUGGGUGGAAGAGGCUACCAUUUACAUCACUCGUAAGCAGCAGAACAGAGCGAAGGGCAAAUCUUCGCGCAAAAAGUCGACAGUUGCUGAAUCCGACGAGCGCGACAAGGAGCUUCGUAAUUUCGAAAACAUGCAAAAGCUGCUUGCUACUGCGGACGAAAUCCAUUUCGAUUGCCCAGAGUACAAGACUUUGCGCGAGAGGGAAACCGAUAUCAACGAUUUCAAAGCAAAAGCGCUUGACAUCAUUAUGGGUCAACAACACCGCGCUCGGUCUACUCAAGAAAUUGAGGAUGUCUUUGAAGUCGGCAAAACUCUCAACAUCGAACUUCCUGAGCUGGAGAACCUCGAAAAGCUGCUCAACCACGUCAAAUGGCUCGAUGAAGCCAACACUCGUCGUGUUCAGUUCCAAACACUCCAAGACGUCGACACCUUCAUCAAUCGCGGUUUGGAGAUCGGCAUCCCCGAGACACAUCAGCACAUACUUCGAUUGCGAGAAGCGAAAGCUCAAGGUGAAUAUUGGGAGGCAAAGGCUAAAGAGAUUAUGAGCGUGGAGAACGUUCACUACCAGCAGCUAGAUGCCCUGUCAAAGCAAGCAGCUGGUCUGCCUGUUACUGCAGAGACUCUUGCAAGAGUCGAUGCCAUCCUCAAGAAACAGCGCGAGGCUCAAGAGAAGAUCCUUGCGCUCUACCAACAGAGCAAGAAUCCUGACUUCAGAGCUCGGCCGAUGUACAAGGACGUCAGAGAUGUUAUGGCCUCUCUUGAAGAAUUGAACAACAAGCCUGCCGGUACGGUCGACCUCGAAAAAGAGCAACGUCGCCACGAAGACUGGAUGCGCCGGGGCAAGAAGUUGUUCGGCAAAGCUAAUGCGCCGCUGCAUAUUUUGCACCAGCAUAUGAACUUGGUAAAGGAGAGGAACGACGCAUGCUUCGAGCUUCGUGACAAGCCCAGAAUGCCUGUUGAGCCUUCUUCGAGAGAACAUACUCCCGAGCCAGACAGUAAGGAUAGAAUCCCUGAUGUUUUCUGCCUUUGCCGUAGGCCCGAGGCUGGUAUGAUGAUCGAGUGCGAGUUGUGUCACGAAUGGUAUCAUGGAAAGUGUCUGAAAAUUGCUCGCGGCAAGGUCAAGGAGGAUGACAAAUACACUUGCCCAAUCUGUGACUGGCGGUUAAAAAUUCCUCGAGACGCUGCUCGUCCCAAGCUUGAAGAGCUCAUUGCUUGGCAAGAUGAGCUAGAGAACCUGCCUUUCCAGCCUGAGGAAGAGGAUACCCUCACGAGCAUCAUCGAGACUGCUCAGGCCUUCAGAGACUACAUUCGUCCCUAUGUCAACCCUCUCACGGUCUCUCCGGACGAAGUGACCACCCUCCGCUUCUACCUUCGAAAGGUUGAAGGUGCCGACAUUCUGCUGGCCUAUGAGACCAACUUUUUGCGGCAAGAGCUUCACAAGUCAGCGCCUGUCGCCCCGGAAGCUCCGCCAGUCAUUGACUCUUCUGCUUCAACCCGCAAGCCUCGCCCCACGAAACAGCAAAAGCUCAUGGCGUCGCUUGGAAUAACCAAUCCUGAUGACUUACCUCCGCAGUACAGAAUCAAGCCUCACAAGCGAAAGAGUAGUGAACCGCAGCCAAAGCCACCUCAACUGCUUCAACCCGCUGGUUCUCCUGCUGCUCACACGCCAUCCAGCAUCAGACCUGGUUAUACUCAGCAGACGCCCUCGUUCAGCUACCCUGCUCAAAGCCAAUCGAUUGUCACUUCUGGCUACCGCGACUCGCCUCUGUUUGCGCCACCGUCGUUUGGUCUACCACCACUUCGCACUCCAAGUGAGCCCACUCACACGGUCAACCCCGCGCAAUUUGCUUCGCACAACUACACACCCCACACAUCUCCACCGCCACAGCCUAACUUUGCAGUGCCACAAUCUCCACCACAGCAUCCCCCAAUGUUCAGCACAGGCAUGAACUUAGACCCUGCGCUCUUUACCGCUGGCGGAGCCAUGUUUGAUAAACGGCCUGGCUCCUCUGGUAGUCCUAGAAUGGUGCAUACCGAAGCAAGCCCGUCUUUCAGCAGUCCGCGCACCAGCAACACGAACCCCAAUCUGGAUUCCAUCUUCGCGGAUAUGGUUCACAACGAUGAUGACCACGCCACUCUCGGCCACGAAGGAGAGAACCAGCUCGCAGGUGAAGCCUUCGCCGCUGGCGGACUCGAUCAAGACCAUCCAGACGAAACUCAUAUGGAUGAGUUUGUGAACAACGAGUAG